AUGGUUUCUCUCCAAUUCUACAAUUACAUCCUAAUUCUCAGCCUUCUCUAUUUCAGCAGCGCCUCGCUGAUUAAAGGCUACACAUACACGCCCUGCAAUGGUUCGAUAGCAGACUGCGAUGUAGAAGGUGAGAUGCUGAUGGAGUCGGAGAUAAGUAGAAGGGUUCUUGCACAGAGAAAGUACAUCACACCCGGAGCCUUAAAGCCAGAUCAGCCGGUUUGCAAAGGUGCUAAAGGGGAAGCUUAUAGCAAAGCUGGAGACUGUCUUCCGGAACAAUCUAACCCGCCAGACCGAGGGUGCCAAAAGUACUAUCGUUGUAGAUCUAGUUCCUGA
Messenger RNA from Morus notabilis, 333 nucleotides. Its product is annotated as protein RALF-like 32. The transcript has a single exon. The coding region runs from base 1 to 333 and encodes 110 amino acids. NCBI's taxonomy places the organism in Eukaryota, Viridiplantae, Streptophyta, Magnoliopsida, Rosales, Moraceae. The record is from RefSeq and is a predicted model, not a curated record.